This is a messenger RNA of Centruroides sculpturatus (bark scorpion), 631 nucleotides long. RefSeq names its product DDB1- and CUL4-associated factor 15-like. Gene Ontology annotation, cellular component: Cul4-RING E3 ubiquitin ligase complex. The transcript is spliced from 6 exons. The record is from RefSeq and is a predicted model, not a curated record. Lineage: Eukaryota; Metazoa; Arthropoda; Arachnida; Scorpiones; Buthidae. Bases 58 to 519 code for a protein of 153 amino acids. Gene Ontology annotation, biological process: protein ubiquitination.
GGUCAGUCAGUUAUCAUUCAUCAACUCAUAUUUGAUAUUGAACUGUACAUACAUGAAAUGGGACAAAAGAUAUGCACUGCAGCUGGAGUAAAGUAUUUAGCAUUUAGUGACUAUGAUGUUCAAAUCAUAGAUCUUUGUCCAGUUUCAUCAAUAGCUGUGAUACUGGUUUUGAUGCUUGUUCAAGCUAAAGUUGAAAAAAAAGAUGGAGAAGAUGCACUAAAUUUGGGAAGACACAUGUAUCAAACUGGUUUUAAAUUUGAAUGGAAUAUUUCAAGUGGUAUUUAUUCUGUGAUGGAUACAGAUGAAUUAAAAGAAAUAGAUCCUCAUCCUAAAACACAAAAAAGGUGGAAUGAAAUUUGGAACCCAGCACAACAAGCAGUUAAACGUUUGCAAAAGACGUGGCUACUUUCUCCAUCAACUUUACAUUCAGUAAAUAUACUAACAAACGAAGCUGUAUUUCAAGGUAAAUCAUUGAAGGUGCUCUGGCCAGCAACCCAUCAUGUUGCAGUUGUUUUAUGAAAUCUCAGCAUUUGGAUAGACAAUGGAUUUUAACUAUCUCACUAAAAAAUGUAUUAAUUCCAUAUUUCUGUUGUAUAAUUUAUUAAAUAAAUUGUUUUUAAUGUAAUACUUU